AAAUUAAUGUGUUAUAUUUAAUGAGUGUUUUGCUGUUUAAUUAUCGUAUUAAACUGAUAUAGUACCAAUAAAUUAUUUGGAAAAUAUUGUGUGUAAACAUAAAUUGUUGCGGAACAGAUUGGUAAACGGUGAAAAGUACUUCAGAAUUUUAUUAUACAUAACCAAAUAUGUUAAAAUGGUUAUAUAUCAUCGCUUUUGUAAUCUUGUUAGAACAAAAUGCGAUCAAUGCACAGUUUGAUGCUCAUCAUGAACCAGGACGAUCAGGAAUCGUCCAUUUAUUCGAAUGGACAUGGCGCGAUGUUGCAGCAGAAUGUGAAAGAUUUUUGGCACCAAAUGGCUUUGCUGGUGUCCAAGUAUCGCCAGUUAACGAAAAUAUAGUUAUCGAGAAUAGACCAUGGUGGGAACGAUAUCAGCCAAUUUCAUAUAAAAUAGUAACACGCUCUGGAAAUGAAGGAGAUUUUGCUGACAUGGUCAGGCGAUGUAAUCAAGUAGGAGUGAGAAUUUAUGUAGAUGUGGUUAUUAAUCACAUGUGCGGAAACCAUGGCCAUGCCACUGGAACUGGAGGAGGUACAGCAGUACCAGAAGAGCGCCAAUAUCCAGAAGUACCAUAUGGUCCAGGAGAUUUCCACCCCCCAUGUACAAUUACCGAUUAUACAAACGCGCAAGAGGUUAGAAACUGCGAAUUAGUAGGUUUGCAUGAUUUGGAUCAAUCCAAGGAUUGGACAAGGAAGAAGAUCAUCGAUUUUCUCAACAAAUUGGUUGAUUUAGGCGUGGCUGGAUUCCGGGUCGACGCUGCUAAACAUAUGUGGCCCUCAGAUCUGGCUUUUAUAUAUAAUGCUGUAAGAAAUCUGAACCCUGCUCACGGAUUCAACGAUGGGGCUAGACCUUUUAUUUAUCAAGAAGUCAUUGACCUAGGUGGUGAAGCAGUGUCCAAAAACGAAUACACAAACAUAGGACGAGUAACUGAAUUCAAAUUCAGUGCUGAAAUUGGAAGAGCCUUCCGGGGUCACAAUGCCUUGAAAUGGCUGGUCAACUGGGGUCCUGCAUGGGGUAUGCUGUCAGAUGAUAAGGCGCUUGUAUUUGUUGACAAUCACGAUAACCAGCGAGGCCAUGGAAGUGGUGGUUCAGAAAUAUUAACUCAUAAGCAGCCUAAACAAUAUAAAAUGGCAAUUGCCUUUACUUUGGCUCAUCCAUAUGGUCUACCUAGACUGAUGUCAAGCUUUGGUUUUAGCAAUAGUGACCAAGGUCCUCCACAAGAUCAAUCUGGAAAUAUCGUGUCACCGCAGUUUGAUGCAAAUACUGGUGCCUGUACCAACGGAUGGAUAUGUGAGCAUAGAUGGAGACAAAUUUACUCAAUGGUGGCUUUUAGAAAUGUGGUCCAAAAUAAUAAAAUUCAAUAUUGGUGGGAUAAUGGUUCAAACCAGAUUGCAUUUACACGCGGUUGUGCUGGUCUAGUAGUUUUCAAUAAUGAAAAUCAACAGAAUUUGCAACAAACGCUUCAGACUUGUUUGCCUGCCGGAAAAUAUUGCGAUGUAAUAUCUGGAAAAGCGGAAAAUGGCAGGUGUUCCGGUAAAACUGUAGACGUAUCACCUGAUGGAAAAGCUUAUGUCGAGAUUUUACAUUCGGAAGACGAUGGUGUUCUAGCCAUACAUAUAGGAAAACAGUCUCUUCUCAGCCUAAAGUCCAAAAUGUAGUCGAGUUGGAAAAAGAGGACUUGAUCAAUGAUUUUGAUGAAAAGUCAAGUCAAUGACAGUAGUUAUUUAUAUAUUAAUAUAUGUAAUAUUGUGUGGUUGUGGUCAAUAAAGAAUAUUUUUCUCAUUAGAUUUUUAAUACGUGGUAUAUUUCAUUUGACUUAUUCACGAUUUGCGCAAACGGAAUGUAUGCAAUCUUUACUAUUUUCAUUUAAACUCGACUUCAAUUAAAAACAGUAAUCUUAGUUAUGGAUAUACAUCAUGUAGUUCAUAAGUUAUCAUAUAAGUAAUACCAGUUCAUUCAAAAUGGUAGAAUCUGCAAGAAUUCUAGCUCCAACAAUAGUAACUAUUAAAACUUGAAUUAAAAUUAAAGUUAAAAAUCUUGUAGUCAAUAAAUGUCUGGAGCAAGUGAUCUAUUACAAAAAUUAAUAAAUGCUUAAUCUAAUAAUUCAGGGGAGCAGGGGAUACUGGGUACGGUUGUGCCACGAUACGCCAUAGUAGUGACAGUCACCAUAGGCUAAAUUAUACUGACUCUUGCAUAGGCCACUUUUAAAGCAUCAAAAAAAAGUUUAAAUAAAGUUUUAAGUACUGUUUCUUGAAUAUAAAUGGAUCACUUUGUUUGUUAUUUUUCUGUAAAUUAAACAUCAGUAGAUAAUUACCAGCAAUUUAGCUCAGCCAUAACAAAGAUUUGAUCUCAAAAGUGUGUUUUGAGUACGGUUGUGACAUGUGUUUGUAGAUCUUGUGCUUCUCGAAUGAAGAUUAAAUAUAUAAGGAAAAAUCUAACUCAACUAAUCGUAAGACAAAAUAUGAAAAAGAAAGGGAUAGCAAAAUUCAAUACAAAAAAAAAUUAUGACUGCUUAAAGAAAAAUGGCACAACCGUACCCAGUCUUACCCCAGUCACGAAGUACAAUACAUUUUGGCAAAAAAUGACUAAACUUAUACAACUGAAAUUGUUCCAAUUUAAGCUAUAAUACUGUAAUCAUUCAAAACAUUUUUUUUAAAAAUGUAUAAAUAUUUCUUACAAAAUAUGAUAAAAGUCAACAAAUUAAAAAAAUAGUCUUGCUUAAAAAUAUAGUUAUUUCUUAUCACA
This is a messenger RNA of Ctenocephalides felis (cat flea), 2781 nucleotides long. Its product is annotated as alpha-amylase 1-like. Gene Ontology annotation, molecular function: cation binding; alpha-amylase activity. The transcript has 11 exons. The record is from RefSeq and is a predicted model, not a curated record. Bases 168 to 1694 code for a protein of 508 amino acids. Gene Ontology annotation, biological process: carbohydrate metabolic process. NCBI's taxonomy places the organism in Eukaryota, Metazoa, Arthropoda, Insecta, Siphonaptera, Pulicidae.